AUGAAUCCAUUCACCACUGACUUUGUUCCUGGCGAUGCUAGUGUAUCCGAUUCUAUAGCCAGCCAACUGAAGGGGAUUAGCUGUCCGAAACGACCGGGAUUUUAUACUUUUAGAAAGGAGUUCUGCUUUAAUGACUGGGCUGCAUUUGACUCUGACGGCGACUGUGAGAUGGACUUUUUGCAAGGAGAUAAAGGCGACUACAAAGGUGCACUAGCCAGCUUGCAACAAGUCGGCUACGGAUCCGUUAUAGCAAAAAUUCGCUUGGCUUUCAAUGCCACUGGUAAUAUCGAACGAAAGAGAAUUUUGAAGGAGGCUCAAAUUGAGGAAAGCGUCGCUAGAGAACUCGAAGAGCGUCGACGAACAUGGGACGUUAACAACGGGCAGUUUGACAAAUUUAGCCAGUGGUACAUCGAGUAUCGAAAGAACAUCUGGCACAAGUAA
Molecule: messenger RNA, 441 nt
Organism: Strongylus vulgaris
Lineage: Eukaryota; Metazoa; Nematoda; Chromadorea; Rhabditida; Strongylidae
Source: the annotation of a GenBank genome assembly